CCUCCGCGCACGGGAAUGAUGUGUCCUACACACGCAAGGGAGAUGAAGCCGCCCACGACGAAAUGUUUCCUGCGGAUUCUUCUAAUGCUUUCUCUGUCUACUGGACCAGUAGGAUGCUUCAUCGUGAGCGGUGGCGGUGGUCGCUCAAGGAGCACUGCUCAGAGGCUUCGACCAAACCGUGGUGUCGACCGUCCAUUGCAGUCGGACUACGCAGGCACCAACGCGGCAGCACCCAUGGCGGUGCAUCCUGCUAGUAGGUCAGCUGGUGUGGUGGACUUGGGUGGGCAAAGGAGCGUGUCUACGUGGAGGAGGGCUGGAAGUGGCGUUGACAGGGCAUGCUGGCGAAAGAAGGGGGUUCGAUUAUUUGCGGCGGAGGGCGAGGGAGAAGAAGACGACGACGAGGCGGUAGCAGCAGCAGCACUGCGGGAGGGAGUGGACGACCGACAAAGGUCGGAAAAGGAGCUGGAGGUGGAGAAGAAUUACACACCGGAAGAGCGGGAGUUCGUGGAAUUUUUUUUCGCCGAGCACGAGGCGGCGGAGGAGCCUGAGAGGGACGAGGACGAGCUCGCCGUGUACGAUCACGGCUACAAGAUGUACGCGGGGGAAGGGGGCGCGAUCGAGAGCGAGUGGGACGCUGCGGUCGGCAAGGGUGAUAUCUGGGACCUUUCUCCGUACGAGGACUUCGACCCUAAGGUGCCCCCGGUACACUACAAGUACUCCAAUGAGGAUCUUCAGGCCAGCCUAACGAGCGAGGUGAACCCCUUCCCGCUGCACUCGGAGUGGGUAGACAGGGACAUCAAAGUGGCGAAUAUCGACGAGGAUAAAAAAGCGGCGAUCCAGCCAAUGAUGUCGGUAAUCGAGCAGGUGUGCCAGCUUAUCGACACUACGGACGACGUUUUUUCCUUCAAGGGGCCCCGUCCCCCGCGCCGGGGCUUCGGGGGAGGGGCCCGGGGGGGGGGGGGGGGGUCGAGCUUAUCUCUUCAACCAGACCAGAGAUAA
Messenger RNA from Ectocarpus siliculosus, 999 nucleotides. Lineage: Eukaryota; Phaeophyceae; Ectocarpales; Ectocarpaceae. The record is from the annotation of a GenBank genome assembly.